GAUUAUCAUGAAGGAUAUACCGUUGAACAUUGCACACAACACACUGCAUUUUGCUCUGAUCGUAUGAACAGUUUGCGGUUAUGAUAUUCUUGUAAAUUCAGAAAAUUUUUGUAUAUAAUCUGUAAAAAUGACUGAUGAAAAAUCCGUAGUGCAAGAAUUUAAAUUAGAUGCGGAUUGCGAAUUAAGAUUCGAAGUAGAGAGCAAGAAUGAGAAAGUUACAUUAGAGUUAAAAAGUGGUUUGGCAGAAGUUUUUGGGACGGAAUUGGUGAAAGGCAAAAAGUACGAGUUCACUGCUGGUGCAAAAGUCGCAAUUUAUACAUGGCAAGGCUGCACCGUUGAGUUAGUCGGCAAGACAGAUGUCAGCUAUGUGGCAAAGGAGACGCCUAUGGGUCUCUACUUGAAUUGUCACGCAGCGAUGGAACGGAUGAGAGAAACCGCUGAGAAGGACGACACAAGGGGUCCGAUAACAAUGGUUGUGGGUCCUUGCGACGUUGGAAAAUCAACACUUUGUAGAAUACUGUUGAAUUAUGCUGUUAGAAUGGGCAGAAGACCGAUUUUUGUCGACCUAGACGUCGGUCAGGGACACAUAGCGAUUCCAGGUACAGUUGGUGCUCUGCUAGUGGAACGACCAUCAAAUGUAGUAGAGGGAUUUAGUCAGCAAGCCCCACUGGUCUUCCACUUUGGACACAAAAUGCCACAGGCCAAUGUAGCAUUGUAUAAUUUACUUGUGACACGCUUGGCGGAGGUAUGCUCAGAUAGAUUGCAGGCCAACAAGAAAGCCAAAGCAUCAGGCAUCGUCAUAAAUACGUGUGGUUGGGUCAAAGGAGACGGCUACAAGCUUCUUACGCAUGCUGCACAGGCAUUUGAAGUAGAUGCAAUUUUAGUGUUGGAUCAAGAGCGGCUUUACAACGAACUGGUAAGAGACAUGCCAGAUUUUGUGAAGGUUGUGUUCCUGCCAAAGAGCGGAGGCGUUGUCGAAAGAAGUCAGGCGCAAAGAACUGAAGCUAGGGAUCAAGGCGUAAGAGAGUAUUUUUAUGGUUCCCGAACACCGUUGUAUCCACACAGUUUUGAGGUGAAGUGGAGUGAAGCGAGAUUAUACAAAAUCGGGGCGCCUGUUCUACCGGCAUCGUGUAUGCCAUUGGGUAUGAAGGCGGAGGAUAAUUUGACAAAAUUGGUGGCUGUCACCCCGGGACCCAGUCUGCUGCAUCACUUACUGUCUGUUUCUUUUGCCGACUCUCCUGAAGAUGACGUUGUGCAGACCAAUGUAGCUGGAUUUGUUUGCGUAACCAAUGUGGAUGUUGAGAGGCAAACAUUCACAGUACUCAGCCCGCAACCUAGGCCACUGCCAAAUACAGUACUAUUAUUAUCAGAUAUACAAUUUAUGGAUAGUCAUUAAAAAUAUAAAUCACCAUAAAUGUAUGUAAAUAGAGUAAAAUUUUUUGAUAUAAAAUGACAUGUAACA
Messenger RNA from Linepithema humile (Argentine ant), 1462 nucleotides. It is a transcript of the gene cbc, whose product is annotated as crowded by cid. Gene Ontology annotation, cellular component: mRNA cleavage factor complex; nucleus. The record is from RefSeq and is a predicted model, not a curated record. Gene Ontology annotation, molecular function: polynucleotide 5'-hydroxyl-kinase activity. Gene Ontology annotation, biological process: tRNA splicing, via endonucleolytic cleavage and ligation. NCBI's taxonomy places the organism in Eukaryota, Metazoa, Arthropoda, Insecta, Hymenoptera, Formicidae.